Bicyclus anynana (squinting bush brown) is the source of this 3356-nucleotide messenger RNA. RefSeq names its product VPS35 endosomal protein-sorting factor-like. The coding region runs from base 208 to 2946 and encodes 912 amino acids. Gene Ontology annotation, cellular component: endosome. The record is from RefSeq and is a predicted model, not a curated record. The transcript has 18 exons. Lineage: Eukaryota; Metazoa; Arthropoda; Insecta; Lepidoptera; Nymphalidae. Gene Ontology annotation, biological process: endocytic recycling.
AAUGUCAAUGUCAAGUCACUGAAAGUGAAAAGUAAAGUCGUGUAAAUCCGGGAAAGAAUAAAAAAAAAACAAGUAAAAUAAAAAUUUAAAUAGUAAAAAUGAUUAAUGAUGAAAAAUCUAAACAGAGAUUUCAGUGAGAUUCUAAUUUAGCAUUAUCAUUGAUGAUAAUUCAUAUAGGAAAAAGAACAGUUAAACGAACUAUUAACAAUGCCUGUAUAUUAUAAAUGGACAUCCGAAACAAAACAAAAACGCAAGCAUGACUAUCCCAGUUUGGAAAUCAGCAAUCAUCCACUGAAAAUUGAAGUUUAUAAUGUGAAACUCAGUGCUAACAAAAGCUUUUUAGAAAGCCUUCAGAAAUGGAGUUCUCCAUUUGAGGAAUUGGAUCCAUUACUGAGAUUUGAACAACUGAAUGUAGAAAAUGAUUUAGGUCCAGAUGAGAAGAUUGAAAACACAAUCAAUUAUCCUAAAGUUUGGAAUGCAAAACGCACUGCAAUAUUAAACAAGUAUACAACAGGAGAAAAAUUAACCAUAGUUAGUAGCUUUUUACCAGGAGGCGAAAAAAUUAGUUCCUUUUCAGCUCUUUUAAGACAGGUAUCAAACCUAAAUGAGAAAGUUAAAAACAGAUUGGAACAGUUGGAUGAUUUUGAUGAGUCGUCUGUCAGAAAGACAAUGGGCUUGAGUCAGCAGGAAUUUGUCACAAAAAUUCAUAUGCUUGAUGACGAAAUCAAAAAGGCUUGGGAUACAGAACAACGAGUCAAAGCUUUCAAAAUUGCAAUACAAUGCUCUAAACUGCUAUCUGACAUAAAUGUAAUGCAGUUUUAUCCUAGUAAAUUUGUUCUUAUAAGUGAUGUGCUUGGCAAUUUCGGUGCUUUAGUCUAUGAUCGUCUCAAAAAGAAGAGCUUUGGAAAUGUGGAUAUAAAAUUUCAAGACAUAGAUUCAUAUAAUGUCCCCGAGUCAGCUAGAGAAACAUGUCAAAACUGGAUGUUCAAAAUGGCAUCAAUCCGAGAGCUGCUGCCUCGACUGUACAUGGAAAUGUCCUUACUCAAGUGUUACACAUUUAUUUCAAAGAGUGAAAUAAAACCUGCAAUUGAAAGACUGACAAAAAUGAUAAGAGGUAUCGGAAACCCCCUUGUAGCCAUAUAUGUUAGGGUGUAUUUAUGCAAUGUGGCAUCAAGUCUAUUUGGAAAAGAGAGUGAAUGCUAUUUCAAUGAUAAUUUGAAAGAAUUCCUUGAAGAAUAUCAACAAAUAAUUUGCCCAAAUAUGGCUAAAAAAUUCGGAACACAGCUAUUGACAGCUGACCAAUAUCUCAGUCUCUACAUUCCUGCCGUGGAUUGGCUUCUCUAUGGUACAUUGAAUUAUACAAAAUGUAAAGACACCCUUUUAGAAGAAAUGCUAGAGAAGUGUGAUACCACAGAAAACAGUGAAUUGUUGCUUUGCUGUUGUGUAUCAGGUUUUGAUUCUACAAGCAUUAUAAAACAAUCUACAGCUAUUAUGGAUAUUAUACGCAAUCAGAGUGAUCAUAUGGUGCUACUGAGCCAAAUAUUGUCAUCUGUCGGCGAGCAUCUUUGCCAUGCAGAGAACUAUUGCCAGUUGCCUUCGGAAGCUUUAAGCCAAUGCUGGUGGAAAAUUGCGACCAAUAUGAAAUCAACAGAAAACUUCCUACAAGUGUUGGAGCCCUGGUUACAAUUUGCCUGCAAUCAGUUAUCGUCUCAGCACAUCAACAUGAUUCUACGCGGCACGAUACGAUAUAUGAUUAAAUGCGGUAAGCCGGCGGAGGACUAUUGUUCGCAGAUACAGUCUGUUAUAAAAAGAAUGUUGAAGUCCAUACCUGAUGUCGAAGAGCUUUUUCUUAUGGAUGCUUUUAUGCCUCUGGUGGAAUUAGCGCAGACAUCUAAUGCUCGUACUGCAAUGGCUAAAACAGUUUUGACUAUAUUUUUCGAAAGAUACAACGCAGUUGAAAUAGAGGACCACAUUAUAAUUUCAAGUCUGAUGAGGCUGUGUUGUAUACUACACGACUCUAUUAACGCAGUGACAGUUGAGGAUGAGAACAAAGUGUGCGCUGAGCUGAUUAACAAAUUCAUACAUGCAGUUUCCUACUAUGAUGAUUUAGAGCAACAGUUGAACUUUUACGUCGAGUGCAGAUCUGCCUUCAUCAAACUUGACUCUGUACUUAUAGCACUGGUACACGCGGUGAACGCACUAGCGGUGCGCGCGGACGAGUCGCGCGGGCGCUGGCUGCAGCGCGCGUGCGCCGCGUACGUGUUCGUGACGGUGCCGUCGCUGCAGUGCCCGCUGGCGCGCGCGCAGCUCUACCUGCUGGGCGGACAGGCGGCGCUGCUCACCGGCUGCAUUGGCCAGGCUGAAGCAAAUUUAAAAACUCUAGUGAGUCUAAUACCGGAAAUUCCGCAAUUCGUUCAAGAGGACGGUCAAAACAAACCUACUCACGAUAGAGUGGUCGGACUGCUCAGUAAUUUCCUGUCCACUCUCCUAAUAUUGCCGGACAACAUGGACAGCAAUAGUAAGGCUUAUAUACUGAGCGGAUUUAUAAAGACUAUGGAGAGAAUACAUUGGAAAAAAACUGAUCCACUUUACUACACUUUACUUCUUCGAAGUUUAGAUCUUCUUUGUGAAAUGACACAGGAAUCAUAUGCCUAUCACAUAGAUGGUGUUCUAUCAAAUGACGAGUUAUAUGGCUCUGAAGAAGAGUUCAUUGAAACAAUUGAAAGCCACGCCACAAACAUUUGCCAAGAGCUGUUAGUAGUUCUAAAAAGCCUCGGAGACGCCAAAGAAACAAAAAAGCAAUACAAUUUGGCGUUGGAAUUGUUUUGGCGUAUAGUGAGGCGAGGCAAGCUUAAAGACAGCUCUAUGACAUCUCUAGCGACUAAUCUAUGGGCAUUGGCACAGAAAAUACAAGACUCUAACAAUAAGUUCGCAGUGAGUAUCUAAAGCAUUAUUAUCAGUAUUGGAAAAGGAUUCAAGUGAGGCGGGUCGACGGCUACUGACUAAAAUAAACACAAGCUAAGAAAUCAUCAAUGUUACGUCUUUACAUUGAAUAUAUUUUGUCGGUUCUGCUUGUACGAAGCAUGCGUUUUGCAGUUUGGUCAGAUUUUUGGAAAAUAGCAAAAUAAUUUUGUUAUUUAUUGUACAAUGUGAACGCCACUAAUACUUGCCUACUUAUUGUGAAUUGUUCGGUUCAUUCUAUAUUAUAUACAAUAAUUAUAUGAAUUUUUUUUGUAUUCCCGUCAGUUUGAAAAUAGUUUUUAAAAAAUACCUAUUUAGUAAACUUUAAUUGUAACAAUAUUUAUAUUUCUGAAGUAUAACUAAGCUUAUAAUAAAAUUAUUUAAAUGAAAACUCA